AUGCAUUUCCAACCCUCGCUGCUGCUUCCAUUGGUCGCAGUCGCAACUGCGGCUCGACCGAUGCUUUGGUGGCCGAAUACCUUGGCUGAAGAACAGUAUGGAACCAUUGAACCAGAAAGCGCUUUGCCCAAUGUCAGCACGGUCGUCGGGUUGCCAGACUUCCAAUUCCUGGCGGAAGGACACAUGAACUUGUCGUCGUACACUUACUACCACAGUGGAGCUGCUGGCGAAUGGUCCUACCGAAACAACUUGGAGACCUUCCAGCGUGCGCGUCUACGGCCGAGAGUCAUGAAAAUGGUUGAUGAUAUCGAGUCCUCGUUGCCAACGCAAAUACUCGGAUACAAUUUUUCUCUACCGCUCUUCAUUUCUCCUUGCGCCCGCGCUGGCUACGCCAACGAGACGGGCGAGCUUGGUCUUGUUCGAGGUGCUGCCGCAGGAAACGUACUGUACAUGGUCACCGACUUCUCGUCGAGAACCAAAGAGGAAAUCUCCGCUGCCAAAGCCGAGGGCCAGAUCUUGUUCCAACAGCUCUACAUCGAUCCUCAUAACGACACGGCAACCCUUGAACAAAUCAGAGAAGCUGAGACCCUUGGCUUCAAGGCACUCAUCCUGACCGUCGACUCUGCUGCUGACGGUAACCGCCACCGUGCCCUGCGCUUUGGCGUAGGCUCAGCCGACAGCAGCUACUCUUCGAUCACUUGGGAGAAAUACAAUUGGAUGCGCGAGCAGACCUCCCUUCCCAUCGUGCCCAAGGGAAUCCAGACCGUGGAAGACGCCGUCAUCGCGGUCCGGAAUGGCGCCCCUGCAAUUUUCCUCUCCAACCACGGCGCUCGGCAACUCGACGGUUCACCCAACGGAUUCGAAGUCGCCCUGGAGAUCCACGAGCAGGCCCCAUGGGUAUUCGACAGCUUGGAAGUCUAUGCCGACGGCGGUGUACGAUACGGCGCCGAUGUCGUCAAGCUCCUUGCCCUGGGUGUCAAGGCUGUCGGUGUCGGCAGGCCCUUCAUGUUCAGCAAUAUCUACGGAGAGGCCGGUGUAGAGCGAGCAAUCGAGAUCAUCAGACGAGAAAUCGCCAUCGAUGCUGCCAAUGCGGGCAUCGCCGACCUGAAGCAGAUCAACUCGAGUGUCCUUGCCUUGAAUCGGUAUCCCUUCUGGGGCCAAGGCUCGUGA
Messenger RNA from Zasmidium cellare ATCC 36951, 1170 nucleotides. RefSeq lists its product as uncharacterized. Bases 1 to 1170 code for a protein of 389 amino acids. Lineage: Eukaryota; Fungi; Ascomycota; Dothideomycetes; Mycosphaerellales; Mycosphaerellaceae. The transcript has 4 exons. Gene Ontology annotation, molecular function: FMN binding; oxidoreductase activity. The record is from RefSeq and is a predicted model, not a curated record.